AUGGCGACGGACCUCGAUUGCUUUAGCACGUACAUUGAUCACCUCAUUCUUCUUCUGGCGGCACGCUUCCAUGCACCGCUGGACGUAUCAGUUGAGGACUUGCUGCCCAGCAGCGUGAACCUGUCAGCCAAAGCACAAUGCCCGUGGGAGCUGGUGGCCCGCUCCGUGCAGCAGGCGCUCCGCACCCCGCAGACCGCACAGGAGCGCCUCCUGAUGCGCCAUCUAGACGUGCACCACUUCUCGGCGUCGAUGUGUAGGGAGAGGGCGCGCUACAUGCAGUGGAAGCUGCAGGAGUGCCGGCGUCGUCGCGGCGACAAGCAGCAGCUCUUGCAAUCACCAGCAGUGCCGUCAGAAGCCCGAGCAACCGCAAGCUCCACUGACGCCACGAGUGCCACAGCCGCGGUCCAGCCUCGCGAUGUGAAAUGCACAUCUCUUCACAACGACGUUUCCUCUAUCUACAAGCUCGUGCACCAGUCGCUGCCCUGUACGCUGGGCGACUCCGAGAGCGACGACGACAGCGAGGAUGCGCAGGCGCCAACGGGGUCCGUGCAGUCGGUAGCGUCCGCGAGUGAGCCAUCCGCAUUCGAGAGAGUUCAUGAGGUGUUCAUGCGUACCCCGGCAGAGCAGGAGCGCGAUGAGCUGGUCGCCCGCGCGCGGGACGAGUUUCUGAGUCAGGUGCAAGCACUGCAGUCCGUUUACUACGACAAGUAUCACCGCUGGAUGGAUGCACCGGCAAGCGUCUUGGACCCUCCUCCCGCGUCGAGCAAGCAACCUGCGCGCACAAAUGGCGCCGCCGCUGCGUUCGAGAGCGCUGCACCGCAGCGGGACUCAGAGAGUGAGCGGGCGGCGUUGCUGGAGGCCCUCGGGGCGGCAGCACCACCACCGCCUUGUCCCAGGACACAGGCGAAUUACAUCAACGGGAGCGGUGCCACUCACCGCACAGAGAAACCCCAUACCCUCGCCUCCAUGCUCCGCCAGGUGCAGCUGCAGCGCCCUUUGCGCCCCUCUGCCGUGCCGGAUGACGUGCUGGAGAGCAUGUACCGCGCGCGCGCCGAGUCUGAGGAGGCGACAAAGAACCUGUGCAUCGCUAGUGGCUUGCGCAGCUCUCCCCCUGCAGCCUCCACCUCCGUGACUCCGUCGUUCGCCGGUGGUUCUGCUGAUACCAUAGUCGCGAAAGUUGUAGCUGUGGCACCAUCCUUAUCACAGCCUUCGUCCUCCGCGGAAGCGGUUCGAAAGGACACGGCGCCGCCAGCGAGCCGCCGCCGCCGCUGGCAGAUUGUCGAGUACGAUGAUGAUGAUGAUGGCGAAGGAUAG
Molecule: messenger RNA, 1314 nt
Organism: Leishmania mexicana MHOM/GT/2001/U1103
Lineage: Eukaryota; Euglenozoa; Kinetoplastea; Trypanosomatida; Trypanosomatidae
Exons: 1
Coding region: 1-1314 (437 amino acids)
Source: RefSeq, a predicted model, not a curated record